This is a messenger RNA of Marmota flaviventris (yellow-bellied marmot), 2111 nucleotides long. RefSeq names its product G protein-coupled receptor 75 (gene Gpr75). The record is from RefSeq and is a predicted model, not a curated record. Gene Ontology annotation, molecular function: C-C chemokine receptor activity. Gene Ontology annotation, cellular component: plasma membrane. Gene Ontology annotation, biological process: G protein-coupled receptor signaling pathway. NCBI's taxonomy places the organism in Eukaryota, Metazoa, Chordata, Mammalia, Rodentia, Sciuridae.
GUGACUGCGCCUCCGCGCCCCCGUCUCGCCGAGGCUCCCAGGAUGCGCGGAGGCGGCGGCGAUGGCGAUGAUUCCUCCAGCCCUGCAUCAUCCAGGGUGCCGGGCAGAGCUGGGGUCCCGGCUGCGAGAUGGAGGAGGAGGGGAGGCGCUGCGGCCACCCGGCAGGCUUAUCUGUCUUGGGCCUCUUUUGUCACACGUCGCUCAUCUGUGAGUUGAGGCUCUGACUCUCUUCCCACUGAGCUUUUUUGGAGAACAGAAGGAAGAGACAUUUCUCUCUGAAGAUGAACUCAACAGACCCCAUUCAGGAUGCCCCCAAUGCCACCUUGCUCCACGUGCCUCACCCACAGGGAGGCAAUGACACCUCUCUCCAGGAGGAUCUUCAGGACCUCAUCCACAUGGCCACCUUGGUGACCUGCACUUUUCUGCUUGCCAUCAUCUUCUGCCUGGGCUCUUACGGCAACUUCAUUGUCUUCUUGUCCUUCUUUGACCCAGCCUUCAGAAAAUUCAGAACCAAUUUUGAUUUCAUGAUCCUGAACCUGUCCUUCUGUGACCUCUUCAUCUGCGGGGUGACAGCGCCCAUGUUCGCCUUUGUGUUGUUCUUCAGCUCAGCCAGUGGCAUCCCGGAUGCUUUCUGCUUCGCCUUCCAUCUCACCAGUUCCGGCUUCAUCAUCAUGUCCCUCAAGACGGUGGCAGUGAUUGCCCUGCACCGCCUCCGCAUGGUGCUGGGGAAGCAGCCUGAUCGCACAGCCUCCUUUCCUUGCACCUUGCUCCUCACUCUGCUUCUCUGGGCCACCAGUUUCACCCUCGCCACCUUGGCGACCCUGAAGACCAAUAAAUCCCACCUCUGCCUUCCCAUGUCCAGUCUGGUGGCUGGAGAAGGGAGAGCCAUUCUGUCUCUCUAUGUGGUCGAUUUCACCUUCUGCAUCGCCGUGGUGUCUGUCUCCUACAUCAUGAUUGCACAGACCCUGAGGAAGAAUGCGCAGGUCAGAAAGUGCCUCCCUGUCAUCACAGUCGAUGCUUCCAGACCACAGCCUUUCAUGGGGGCUCCUGGCAAGGGAGGCGGAGAUCCCAUCCAGUGCACCGUGCCGGCCCUCUACAGGAACCAGAAUUACAACAAACUGCAGCACGGGUACACCAAGAGUCCCAACCAGCUGCCAACCCCUGCAGCCAGCCGACUCCAGCUGGUAUCAGCCAUCAACCUCUCCACUGCCAAGGAUUCCAAAGCCGUGGUCACCUGCGUGAUCAUUGUGCUGUCGGUCCUGGUGUGCUGUCUUCCGCUGGGGAUUUCCUUGGUGCAGGUGGUCCUGUCCAACAGUGGCAGCUUCAUCCUUUACCAGUUUGAACUGUUUGGGUUCACCCUAAUAUUUUUCAAGUCAGGAUUAAACCCUUUCAUAUAUUCUCGGAACAGUGCAGGCCUGAGAAGGAAAGUGCUCUGGUGCCUCCAGUACAUUGGCCUGGGGGUUUUCUGCUGCAAACAGAAGACUCGACUUCGAGCCAUGGGAAAAGGGAACCUCGAAGUCAACAGAAACAAAUCCUCCCAUCAUGAAACAAACUCGGCCUACAUGUUGUCUCCAAAGCCACAGAAGAAAUUUGUGGAUCAGGCUUGUGGCCCAAGCCAUUCAAAGGAAAGUGUGGUAAGUCCCAAGAUCUCUGCUGGACAUCAGCACUGUGGUCAGAGCAGCUCCACCCCCAUCAACACUCGGAUUGAACCCUACUACAGCAUCUAUAACAGCAGCCCUUCCCAGGAGGAGAGCAGCCCACGCCACUUGCAGCCAAUAAACUCUUUUGGAUUUGCAAGCUCCUAUAUUGCCAUGCAUUAUCACACCACCAACGACCUAAUAAUGCAGGAGUACGACAGCACUUCAGCCAAGCAGAUUCCAGUCCCCUCCGUUUAAAGUCAGGGAGGCCAGAGAAUCUUGUGCAAAUGUUUUUUUUUUGCCUUCUCACACUGUUUGAUUUUUGAGAGCCGCCGCAGAUCAAAACUUAAAGAUUCAGCCGAAAAGUUGGCAGUUGGGACUUUUCUUUUGUCUGCAAUAUUAAUGUCUUGAUUUGAUUUGUAAUUUCUUGACAUUUUAAGAUAUGAUGUAAAAGUUUAUUUAGCUUUUUAACCC